This is a messenger RNA of Paramuricea clavata, 3078 nucleotides long. The record is from the annotation of a GenBank genome assembly. NCBI's taxonomy places the organism in Eukaryota, Metazoa, Cnidaria, Anthozoa, Malacalcyonacea, Plexauridae.
AUGACGAUAAACACUGGAACACAGCCAGAUACUCAUCCAAACCAGAACACUAGAACCAAGCAAGAUGAAGGCAAGAAAGAUCAUAACAUCAGCACAUCAGCACAGAGAAGUCAAGAUCAACAAGAUACCUUGUUAAUUGGAGACUCGAUGACCAAAAACAUAAACAAUGAUAAACUUUCAUAUGCUGCAAAAGCAAAAACUGUUUGCAAGACGUACCGAGGUGGCAAGAUAAAGGAUAUUCACACAAAUUUACGAAAGGACUGUGGUGAAAGAAGAUUACGCAGUAUCAUUCUUCAUGUGGGUACCAACAACCUGGUAUCUGAUGAUGCAAAGGAGGCAGCUAAGCAGAUGGAGGAUCUUAUUGUUGAAGCUAAAUCUAAAGCUGAGAAUGUCGCAGUCUCAAGCGUCAUAAAGAGGUAUGACAAUAAGGUUCCUCAUUCUAAAAUAACGGAAUAUAACAAUCUAGUGCAUGAAUUAUGCAAAAAGCACAAUAUAACAUUUAUUGACAAUAGUAACAUUGAUCAGUCCAUGUUAAACAGGUCAAAUCUUCACCUAAACUAUACAGGUGAUAAAGCAUUUGGAAAAAUUUUGUGUGCAUACUUAAGAUCAAUAAGAUCUGGAAAGACCACAUAUGAUAGUAGUACGUUUUUUCGACAAGGCAGGCGGCAAUCGAGUCACCCAAAGGAGUGGACAACAUGCCUAACGUAUCUAGCACACGUUACAAAGAUGAUACAACAGUAGAAAGUAAUCCAUUAUUACAUAAUAAAAUAGAACAUAGUCAAAUACAUAAUGAAACAGAAAUGGGUAGCGAUUUUUCGGAUAAAAUUAAUUGUCUUCCCAAUCAGCGUGGAUUUAAAUUGGCUUUUUUAAAUAUAGUAAGCUUGCCAGAAAGAUUUGAUGAAAUUAACUUAACUAUGUCAAGCAAAUUACUCGAUAUAAUGUCAUUUAGUGAGACCCGACUUAAUUCAACCAUAACUGAUGGUAUGAUUCAUAUAGAUGGGUAUGACAUUAUAAGAAAAGAUAGGUCUAGAAAUGGUGGUGGUGUUUGCAUUUAUCUACGUAAUUCUAUAAACUAUCAAAUCAGACAAGAUCUUAUACCAGCCGAUCUAGAAGCUAUAUGCAUAGAGAUAACUAAACCGCAUAGCAGACCAUUUGUGGUUGUUACGGUUUAUAGACCCCCAGAUGCUUCAUCAAAUUUUUUUAUCCAUCUUGAAAACCUAUUAAAAAAGAUUGAUAAUGAAAACAAAGAAAUCUAUAUACUGGGUGAUCUUAACUGCGACCUUUUUAAGUCUAUUCCUGACCAUCCAACUAAGACACUUAAAUCUUUACUCGAAAUUUAUCAAUUAUCCCAGAUAAUUGAUAAAGCCACACGGAUCACUAGGACAUCCUCCACACUUAUUGAUCAUUUUAUUACCAAUGAACCAGGAAAAAUAUCCAAAUGUGGUGUAAUACAUACUGGAAUUAGUGACCACAGUCUCAUUUAUGGCAUAAGAAAGAUUAACAUUCGACACAAAGAUAAUGAUAACAUAAUUGAAAUUAGAAAUAUGAAAAAAUUCAAUGAACAGCAGUUUUACAAGACCUAGGAACUCAAACAUGGGAACAUGUCUAUUUUUUGCAGACAAUCCUGACACUAUGUGGGAAAUUUGGAAACAACUUUUCUUACAAGUCCUAGAUAAACAUGCCCCAAUUCAAAACAAAAAAACAAAAUCUAAAAAAAAUCCUUGGAUUACUAGUCAUAUAAAAAAAACUAAUAAUUGCAAGAGAUAAUUUGAAAAGAAAAGCAAUUAUCACUAAACUUGAAACAGAUUGGGAUAACUAUAAAAAAGCCAGAAAUGUUCUAAGACAAACCAAAAAGGAAUAUUAUUCCAAUAAAAUAGCGACUGAAAAGCAAGAUCCAAAAGCUGCUUGGAAGACAAUUAAUACCUUACUUGGUAAACAAAAUCAAAGAACUAAAGUAAACGAAUUAAACUUAAAUGGCAUAAAAUUAACAAGCCCUGAUGAAAUUUCUGAGGGCUUCAAUACCUUCUUUUCAAAUAUUGGACCAAAUUUAGCCGACGAAAUUAGUACACCAGGAUGUCAUUCUAAAGACUUCCUUGACAAAACUAAUUCUGAAUUUACUGCAUUCCAGUCAGUUACUGUUAGUCAUGUUUGUCUUUUAUAACGUGAACUGUCUGGUAGCAAAGCUACUGGCCUUGAUAAAAUAUCCAGCAAGAUAAUCAAAAUUGCUGCACCAUUAAUUUCCGAUUGAUUGACUUACAUCUUUAAUCAAGCAAUAACUUUAUGUACUUUUCCACAUGAAUGGAAAAUUGCAAGGGUAAUUCCCCUUUUUAAGAAUGGCAAACGAAACUUGCCAGGAAAUUAUCGACCAAUUUCUGUAUUGCCAGCCAUUAGUAAAAUUAUGGAACGUAUCCUAUAUACUCAACUUUAUGAGUAUUUGAGUGCAAAUAACAUACAUUCUGAACAUCAAUUUGGUUUCAGAAAAUUUCAUUCAACUGCAACAGCUUUACUUGAUUGCACAAAUGAUUGGUACAUAAACAUGGAUAGAAACUUUUUAAUUUGGUUGUAUUUGUAGACUUAAAAAAAGCCUUUGAUACUGUUGACCAUGAAAUCUUAUUGCAAAAACUAAAACUAGUUGGAAUCACAGGAAGUGCAUUUCUAUUACUCAAAUCAUACUUAACUGGUCGUACUCAAAGAUGUGAAGUCAAUGGAUCUAUUUCAGGGGAAAACGACGUCAAAUGUGGUGUACCCCAGGGGUCUAUAUUGGGACCACUAUUCUUCUUACUCUAUAUUAAUGAUCUACCUGCAUGUCUGAGUAAAACAAAACCACGGCUGUUUGCUGAUGAUACAAAUAUCACAGCAGCUGGAGAAUGCUUAAGUGAUCUUGAAGAUGCAGUAAACUCAGAUUUAGAAAUGCUUCGUAAAUGGCUCAUGGCAAGCAAACUGAGCUUGAAUGUGGCGAAAACUGAAUUUCAAAUUAUUGCUACUAAACAGAUGCUGAAGAAAGCUUUUCUGUGCAGCAACUUAAAAUUCACAUUCAAAACAUACCCACAAAGCAGGUUUUUCAAUGUAAAACACUAG